GGAGGGGCGGCCCCGCGGGGGCGGUGCCGAAUCGAGCGCUCGGCGCUCGCCGGACCCGGCGCAGCGAUCGCGCCGUGACCCAGCGCGGUCAUGGCCGGCUUCAUCAACUUCGCGGACGAGGAGGAGGUGCGGGCGUACCUGGAGAACCUGCACGUGGAGUACAGCUAUCAGUGCUUCAAGGAGAAGGAUCCGGACGGCUGCCAGCGCUUCGCCGAUUACCUGGAUGCCGUGAAAAAGGACUUCGUGGCGGCGGCGCGGGUGCUGCGCGACAACUGCGAGGAGCACGGGCACAGCGAGAGCUGCUACAAACUGGGGGCCUACCAGGCCCUGGGCAAAGGUGGACUCAACCCGGAUUUGAAAGCUGCCUACAAAUCUUUCAUAAAGUCGUGUGAGAAAGGUGGGAAGAAGUCAGCAAAUGCGUGUCACAGCGCUGGGCUGCUGGCCCAGGACGGGAGAGCCAACAAUGACCAGCCUGACCCUGCUGUCGCUAGAGACUAUUACACAAAAGCCUGUGAUGCCAAUUUUGCUCCCAGCUGCUUCAACCUGAGUGCGAUAUACCUGCAGGGAGCUCCUGGGGUCCCCAAGGACAUGAGCUGUGCCUUGAAGUACUCGCUGAAGGGCUGUGAGCUGGGGCACGUGUGGGCUUGUGCCAAUGCCAGCCGCAUGUACAAACUGGGGGAUGGCGUUGAAAAGAAUGAUGCUAAGGCAGAGGAGCUGAAAAACAGGGCAAAACAGUUGCAUAAAGAGCAGAAAGAAGCUGCAAGUUCUCUAACAUUGGGGGAGUAAAACUGUUGUAGAUAUUAAGACUGUGGUUUUUAAAUGGCAAAUGAAGUUAUUUAAAUGGUGAGCGUACAGUUUUCAUUUAAAUAAAUAUCCUGUGUUUGGAUAUGCAAAUAAAAUUAUAUUUUUGUGGAUACAACAAAUGACUAUCCCUGCUGUG
Molecule: messenger RNA, 940 nt
Organism: Prinia subflava (tawny-flanked prinia)
Lineage: Eukaryota; Metazoa; Chordata; Aves; Passeriformes; Cisticolidae
Product: cytochrome c oxidase assembly factor 7
Exons: 3
Coding region: 91-786 (231 amino acids)
Cellular component (GO): mitochondrial intermembrane space
Molecular function (GO): protein binding
Source: RefSeq, a predicted model, not a curated record